Messenger RNA from Arthroderma uncinatum, 1179 nucleotides. RefSeq lists its product as uncharacterized. NCBI's taxonomy places the organism in Eukaryota, Fungi, Ascomycota, Eurotiomycetes, Onygenales, Arthrodermataceae. The transcript is spliced from 2 exons. The record is from RefSeq and is a predicted model, not a curated record. The coding region runs from base 1 to 1179 and encodes 392 amino acids. Gene Ontology annotation, biological process: regulation of DNA-templated transcription. Gene Ontology annotation, molecular function: DNA-binding transcription factor activity.
AUGGCAGCUAACAGACACAAGCGAAAGGCCGACGACAUUGUGGUCCCUGAUAUUUCAGAAGAUGCGGCCGAACGGAAGAGAGUGCUCAAUGUGUUGGCGCAGAGAAGAUAUAGGCAGCGAAAGAAAGAACAUAUGGCUCAGCUAGAAGCCAAGGCCAAAAAAUCUAGAGAGAAGACUCCAGAGUCGACGGAACCCGUUCCCUCUCCUGGGUCGAGAUCAUUGCGAGACCUAGACUCAACAAGCCCCCCGGUGGUUGGAGAGCAGGUUCCUACACCUCCAGAGGUGGACUAUGAAAUAUCACAAACAUUCGACAAUGGACUUUUACCGUUUGAAGGAGGCAUUGCCAAUUCCUUCGAUAAUCCGGUCCAAAUCGGAGGCGAGCCAGAUCUUUUUGGUUUGGACAAUAUACCAGAAUUUACGUUUGAUACGACACCCUCUCUAUCCACAAUAGGGACUGUAACCCCUCCGCCAGACCUACCCGAGCUCCCAGCAGAGCUCCAACUCAUGUCGGCAUCACCUACCUCGCCCAGCCAUUCUGCGCUCUCCCUCCAAUUCCUCGCAAAUCACCCGCAUGGCGAAACACAGCCUCUCUCGUCCGCAUUGCAAUCCUACCAGUCAUCCAACUUUACAUUCCCAGACGAUAAAAUCCUCGAUGUGCCGCCCUUGACUCUCCUACGGGCCAUGCUCACCAUCGCCACCAGGUUGAAUCUCACAGACUAUAUCUGGAAUAUGGCAGGUAUAAGCCCAUUCUAUACGGGUCCAACAGGCAUCAACAGUAAUGCCGCCCAGCCGCAGUUACCGUCGAACAUGGCGGAUCUUCCCAAAAACUUCCAUCCGACGCCCACUCAGCGAAUGGUUCCACACCAUGCGUUCCUUGACCUCCUACCAUGGCCCAGUGCGCGGGAUAAACUGAUCCAGGUGUUUAGUCUGCCGGUGCAGUUACGUCCUCCGUCUGCGGCAGACCCGAUGGGCCUAUUGGGGUUGGUGUACGAUAUGGAGGAUGCCGGCGAAGGGUUAAGGGUCAGUGGACCAGACCCGUUCUCGCCUGAGAUGUGGGAGGUCGGCCAACUAGUCUUCCAACGCUGGUGGUGGGCGUUUGAAGGCAGCAUCGUGGAGAGAAGUAAUCGCCUACGCGUCGAGAGAGGUCAACAGGGGCUUGUACUUGGGGCUGUACCGUGA